AUUCAACAAUAUCACCUCAUUUUACGUUACGAGCAUACUUUAAAUAUCUGCAAUUUCGAAGCCCAUAAAAAUCUAUUUUACGUACAUACCGAUAAAGAUAAACUCACUACUAGUAAUACAAUUUCAUAACAUCGUAAAGUUUAUAUAAAUUCUUUACCGAAGGUACGUGAAUUUCGUAUGGUCGAUUUUCUUAGUAUUUUUUAUUUGUACGAUUGUUUUGAUGAUGAGAGUCUAUACAAAUAUUUUGUGUUUGAUCAACUUUCUAUCGACUUUGUCUUUGAAUAUGCAAGGGUGGAAUUAUAUCAACUUGCAUUGUAGAGACAAUAACAACUCGCCUGUCGAUUGGUGAUUAUAUUGGUUUUUCCUUUAAUUUAAUAAUAACCGUAUAUAAUAUUUAAAAAUGUUUUUUUAAUCUAUAGAUAUUUUAUAUACCUUUUGAUCUUGGGUUAUGUUGACCUUUUGCCUUCAAAAAUUACCUAAAAAAGCAAAAACUUAUAUAAUUGUCCAUAAAUCACAAAUUUUAGGUGGUACAUUUACAAACCACCAAGCAAAGUGGUACCUUUCUUUGAACUGGGACUUAACUUUACGUUUAUUAUCCCGGAUUCGCCUGGGAGAUGGGGAAUGUCAAAUAAGUAUAUCACUUCCAAUUCGAUGCUGCAGAACACACUUGCGCCUUUAUUCAGGGUAAGAAUUUCAUAUUUUAUAAGCAACAAGAUUAGGUAUCAUAAAAAAUUAUAUCUUAAAGCAGUGUUUGUCUUAAUUGGUCGCUAUCCUUUGGGGGUCACAAAGCCUUCCUUGCGAUCAAAAAUUUCAACGAGAAGGUUGGACAUUGUUUCUUUUCAAAAUGUGGUCUUUUUUUAAUGUUGCACAUUUGGUGAUGUUUUUGAACAAGACUAAAAUUAAUUUGUAAACAUCAAUUCAGCCAACUUACAGUGACCAUCUAGCAGUAGCAAUGUAUGACUACCGUGAAGGUGAUCACAGAUUCGCAGGGUCGGUAGCCCGCGGUAUUCUAAUGGCCGACGAGUUGGGCGGUGUCUGGAUAUAUCACACUGUACCCAAUUUGGUCAAUUUGUGGAGUGAGUAUUAUGACUAGCAUAGCUUAUUAUGUUAUUGAUUAUUCAUAACAAACUGUUAUUUAACUUGUAUUGUUUGUUUCUUUAGAUCAACUAUUGAAACGGAUUUUUUAAAUUAUUAACUCCUCAGAUUGUUCUGAAAUUAUGCAUCGUUUAGUUCGCAUGACAAUGCAUUAGGUUAGGUUAAAUCCAAUGUGGUGAAUUCCCAAACACGGCACACUAUUCAAUGUUUAAACACACUCAAUUUGGCAGGUUUAAGCUUUAAAUCCCUGUGCCCUGUCUCAUAGCAGGAACUAUUAAACAGGCCUGUUGUAGGUUAAAUAUAGCCUGAUGAUUGUGGCGACAUAUUUUAAGUUGUUCGUCCGUCUAAAUUUUGCAUACAUACCAAAUUCAAUAAAACCUUGCUAAUUCCUAUAGAUGGUCGUCAGACUUUUCCUGAGAAAGAAAGUUCAAACGGACACCUUAUAAUGUGUUUAUCAAUGGGUUUUCAAACUGCAAAUGCAAUUGUACGUGCUCUGAGAAACCUCUACCCCAAAGUGACUUAUUUGAAAAUUCCGAAAAAGUUACAGCAUUUGUUGCCUGAAUGGAAUUUAUUAGAAAUCCCUUUGAAGAGGCCUAGAUCGAGUGCCCAAAGGUUUGUUACACGCGGUAACACGCCCGUCGAGCUCCUCAUACAGCGCCCGGGGGACAAUCAGUCCAUCUACCAGACUUUCGCCAGCUCCAAGUACAUUGUUCUAGAUGUGUAUGGACACAGUGACAGUGAAUAUAUCUCGUCGAUUUGGAGCAGAAAAUAUAGUGUACGCAACAUCGACAGCAUAUCCAUCAAACUUCCCGAAAAGGUUAUUUACAUAAACAACAUGACAGAUCGUAUGAGGUUUGCAGUUAGUACGGCCGCGGAUUGGCAGACCUUGGGCUUGGGGCCCAAACAGUACUGGUCGUGUAUCAGCAAUUUGGAUAAAGAGGACAUGAGCGGCGCUGGUGGUGAUAUGCUUUGCGUGGAGGACUACAGAGUUUGGAGAACGUUUGACAAUUUAAAAGUUAAGGAACCAAGUUGUAUAUCAUGAAAGUCUGGCCGCUCGGAGGUCGUUUCUGACAGGUCGUGAUUGAAUGUAGAUGAGACAAACAGCUGGGAGUUACUCGCCCAUGCGAUCACGACCUGGCAGAAAUGCUCUUAUCGGUCGGACAUUAGACUCCAGUCGCGCGAUAGGGGCGUAGCAACCGCUGUAUCCACCGACUACAGGGCCCCUUACAUGUGAAAGCAAUAAUUGGUAAAUUGUAAUCCACAAUGUCACUUUGUUGGUUGUUUAGGAAUAAUUA
This is a messenger RNA of Bicyclus anynana (squinting bush brown), 2390 nucleotides long. RefSeq lists its product as uncharacterized. Gene Ontology annotation, biological process: DNA metabolic process. The record is from RefSeq and is a predicted model, not a curated record. The transcript has 3 exons. Gene Ontology annotation, molecular function: deoxyribonuclease II activity. NCBI's taxonomy places the organism in Eukaryota, Metazoa, Arthropoda, Insecta, Lepidoptera, Nymphalidae. The coding region runs from base 1541 to 2137 and encodes 198 amino acids.